AUGCAAGGGAAACUGAAGAAAGCCCGCUGCGGUCUAUCCACGGGUCCUGGCUGCUUCUAUGAUCCGGAUCGAGACGACGACGACAUGAUUUGCUACUGUAACUCCACCCUCUGCAACGACAAGGAUAACCAUGGCUUUCCACCUGAUUCCCUUGAAUGCUACGACUGCGACGACGAGAAAGAGUGUGGAGAUGACGUCGCCCUUUGGAGCACGCAAAAGUGCGUUGGCCCUACGCCAGGGGGUAAUCAAUGGCACUGUUCUAGCGAAUGGCAAGACGGGAAACUGAAGAAAGCCCGCUGCGGUCUAUCCACGGGUCCUGGCUGCUUCUAUGAUCCGGAUCGAGACGACGACGACAUGAUUUGCUACUGUAACUCCACCCUCUGCAACGACAAGGAUAACCAUGGCUUUCCACCUGAUUCCCUUGAAUGCUACGACUGCGACGACGAGAAAGAGUGUGGACAGGACGCCAAACACAUCUGCCUUCCAGCUGGUUACCAGCUGGAAUUGAUGUCUGCUUCCAAGCUGAAUUCCAGCUGGUCAAAACCCAUCUACAAUCCAGCUAGUUACCAGCUGGAAAUGAGUGUUUAUCGUCUGGAUUCUGGUGGGGCAGUGGUAGCACACCUGACCAGUCAGGAGGCCCGGGUUCGAUUCACGGCCGUCCCCAGCUUCUUUUUAUUUGUCCUCUCAUGCCAUCCAACUCUCCCAUCCCGGCCACCUGCAUUACAGUACUCCGGG
This is a messenger RNA of Darwinula stevensoni, 735 nucleotides long. The record is from the annotation of a GenBank genome assembly. Lineage: Eukaryota; Metazoa; Arthropoda; Ostracoda; Podocopida; Darwinulidae.